This is a messenger RNA of Toxoplasma gondii ME49, 6036 nucleotides long. RefSeq names its product RNA recognition motif-containing protein. Gene Ontology annotation, molecular function: RNA binding. NCBI's taxonomy places the organism in Eukaryota, Apicomplexa, Conoidasida, Eucoccidiorida, Sarcocystidae. Bases 3237 to 4529 code for a protein of 430 amino acids. The transcript has 8 exons. The record is from RefSeq and is a predicted model, not a curated record.
CAGUCGACCCCCUCAGAGCCCCUGCAGGCCGGAAUUGCUUUUUAUCAAGGAAACAUUACUGUAAAUAUUGAAGUAGUGCUUGUGGCUGUGCCAGUUAGCUUUCCCACAUUUAGGCAUGUGUUAGGCCGCUGCGGGCACUAGAUUCAGACGGACGGUUUUGGUGGCAGAGGCUCCGAGAAUUACAAAAACUACGUAUUAGAGGGGGAUCGACACUGGGGUGUGAGACAUCGUCAUUGAAGCAUAACCUAGUUGCGUUACCAGUGAUUCGCGCAGAAGGAAGAAGUCGAAGCGCCAUUGUUCACAUGUUCUGUGAGUAUUCAGGCGGCCCGCUGUACAGCCGAACACACGAGCUCGACUGGAAGCUAUUGCAUGAAACAUGAAGUCGCUUGCAAUAAGCAAUGCCGCCUCAGAAUAGCACGAGACAUUCCAGGUACCUUUCUCUGGAUUGACAACGGUCGAAUGUUUGGGGUGUUCUUGAUUUGUCCGGUCGAGCAGCCGUUAUUGAGCCACAGGACCAGGGAGGUGCCACGCUUAUUAAUGCUUCUGUCAGGGUGAUAUUAUAACUCGUUUCAACGUUCAGCACUCGCUUGAAGAGCUUGAAGUUUGUAGAACGCCAGGAAGUUUCGGGGGAGUCGGCGGUGCGAAACAACAAUCUGGCGGUCUUUGUUUAGCAACGGUGCGCACGCGGUGACGUCUGCUUUUCUGCCUCGGCAGUCUGCGCGCUUUCCGCAAGAGCCACGGGUACUGCUUCAGAAUCGAUGGUCACUCUGCUCUGGGAGGUGGAUACCAGUGAGCCACAUGAUAUUGGAUUUGCCCGAAAGGUAGAGAUGAACACCAUUCGAAGGGUUAUAGACGAUGUGAAGGACUAUUGUGCCUACGUAUGAGCAACUCGCGAGUAUCUUCCAUGGCACCUGAAAAGCCCUAGAGAGUCAAGUGAUGCCAUGCAUACAUUGCGAAAAAAUUUCCGAAGAGAAAGCGGAGAACAAAACACUGCGGACGAAUCCUUCACAGCGCGCGCUCCAAUCCAUUCUUGAAUUGUGAACGGGGAUGCCAACUCAGUGUAAACACGCAGAUCCCCCAGAGCACGCAACCCUUGCCAGAGGACAACAUCGACAAGGGAGUUCUACUUUUAGCGGCUUCCUGUCGUGACAAUUUUCUCCUAUGGAGAAAAGAAUCAAGAUCACAUAAGCGGGGAAGCUUCGUCCUUUCCUGCUUUCCCCGUGCACCUUCAGUCAUGCAACCCCGACAAACGAACGCUCAUUUGAAUCCCGUCUUGUCAGGCGACCAGACUGUUUCAUACACUUCUGGCAGAUUCCUGAAGGAUCAGCCUUCUAUUUUGGGAAGUAAAACGCCCUGCGAUCUGGGGAGGGGAAGGGUCGUGCAACGGCAGCGUUGACAUGCGAUCUCUCCUGUGCUUGGAAGUGGCUCCGCGAGGACAGUGGACUACACCAAUAUGCUUCUAAACUGCUUUGUACCAAACGUGAAUAAAAUCGGUCAGCUCUGACAGAGCGUCAUUUUCAAGACCGCUGUAUUCUAGCCACGAGUGGAGGGCUGCCUUGGAAAGCGAGUGCUUCUGUUCGGUCUCGGUUUCCCUCUGCGCUCUUCAAAACGUACUUUGCUCUAAACGAUUUCAGCCAGCCACACUAGCACGUGUCGUUCUUAUGAUUGACGCCGUCGACAACAUUUACGUUUAGCGAGCAGGCGUGCAGCGUCGUGUAAUCGGUGGUACCCGAAUGUAUGCAUAUUCCCUCGAACUACGAGCUAGGCUUCCACAGUACAAGGUGUCGAACCAAUUUCACAUCACUCAAUUUCUGUAAUGUAAAUACUAUGGCAGGCGUAUAGAGCUUGUCUUCUCGAAAAGCCUUUCCUCAUCUGUCGGCGAACACGGGUCCUGCAGAAGAACGAGCCCCUACUUGUCACGCAGCUUACGUUCGGCAGAGUAUGAUCGUCAAUCAUUGGCAAAGUAUGUGUUCAAGUGCGUAACGACGAUGAUGUUCCUUGCACAGAGCUGUCGCGUUCGUCGACCGAAUACGGAAGCGCCUAACAGAGACGCCUGCGAAUCUCUGGAUCCCUUCAAAUCAGUUGUUUCUUUUACAUCACACUUAAUCCCCUUCCACGUAGCCAGGGGUAACGUCUGCUCCCAUCCGCCAUUUUUUUUGCUUCACGUUUAUCGCGUCCAUAUUUCGGCGAAUUGCCACGCAGCCAGCUCACACGUUCUCUACGGGAAACUGCUGCUUGCGUCUCGGGAGACGUGGCGAAGCAACCAACAAAGCGACCCGCCCGAUCUCUGCUGAAAAAAUAUGCCGGUGGAACGCCUUGAUUAGUGUGAGCAGAAAGUCGUCGGCGUCACGGUGCAAGUCUAUGGGAAAACCUGGGCCGUCAAUGGAAACGUGGAUCCAAGCUGCGCCUCUAGAAACGGGCUAUGUAGUAAAAAAAAUACAGGCUUAUAUGGGAAGAAGGGUGUCGCGUUCGAAAAGGAAGAGCGGGACUCGGACCGUAGGACGCCAACCCGCGGCCUCCUAGAGAGGGGAACUGUUGGACUUCGGAAAAGGCUACAGCUGGAGUAAUGUAGGGUCACGUGUGCUGAUAUCCAUAAAGGGGAGAUCUCUCUGUGUGUUUUCUGUCCUUUUCUUUUAGACCCUUACCGAUUCACGUUUGACGUUUGCGGUGUCUUUUCGCUCUUCAAAGGGAGCGUUUCCCGUUCCCUCCAACACCGUACCGGGUGCGUGGGGAGAAACUCUCUGUAGCACUUUUCUCGUCGAUCCCAACUUUUUUGGUUUUUGCAAAGUCUUGUGAAGGCAACUCUUCCGUUCAAAUUUUCUCGGUUCCAUUUUCUGUGCUCCUGUUCCAAUUGCCGUGGACGUUUCCACAAGAGCCUGUCGGCCACUCCAGCCUGCGUAGCAUCUUCCCGUCCACGCCCGUUUUGUCCCAGCGAGCUUCGUCAUUCUCCCGCGUACCUUCCCCCGUUUCUUUGCCUUUCGCCGCUUUUUUUCGACUUCCCUUUCGUCUUCGACGUAGACGAGUUCCUUUUUUCUGCAGGAAUCCGCAGUCCCCGUUCCCGUCCUUGUUCCGUUUCGGCCGCCUCUCACCCGCUUGCAAUCUGUUCUUGGCGUUUGUGCUGUCUCCCGUCUGGGUCGGAGUUACUCGCCGCGCUCUGCUGCACAUCCCACUUUCGUUCUGCAUCCUCCCCCCGCGUGGCGCUCUGUGUCGCGAGCCACAAGCUCAACCUUUCCAAAAUGGCUUUCGACUCACACAACAACGGCGCUGUCGGUAUGCCCGAAGACGACUCUGGCAUUCCGCUGCCCUUCGUCGAGGAUGAAGUCGCCCAGGCCCAGCCGAACUCUGGCGAAGUAAUGCAGAUGCUUCAAGGACAAAACCACCAGAGUCUGGAGCAGGGUGCGGCGGCGCCCGCGGACGGCGCAAACGCCGGAGACGUCGCGCAUGCGUUCGGAGAAAACGCCGAUUCGAGGGAAGGCGCGCGGAAUGAGGAGGAAAACAGCGGCUCCCCUCCACCCUCAUCUGAUGCCGAUGACCCCUCCAGUGCCGCAGGCGCCGACGGACAACGCUCUCCACCCCAAGAACCGGACAAGGAGCUCCAGAUGCGCAAACUGUUUGUCGGUGGACUCAGCCGCUCGACGACAACUGACAGCCUUCGCACCUACUUCCAGCAGUAUGGCGACGUAGCUGACAGUGAAGUGCUCUUCGACAAGUUCACAGGCAGGAGCCGAGGCUUCGGUUUUAUCACCUUCACAACUCCGGACCCGGUCGCUCGUGUUGCUGACAUGCGCCACACUGUCGACGGAACUCAGGUCGAGGUUCGCAGAGCCAUCCCGCGUGAAGAGGCACGAGACCACGGCGGCCCUGGCGCAGAUCGUGACGCUGGCCGGCUCUUCGUUGGUGGCAUCAGCGACGAUGUGAACGACGAAUCUCUGCGCGCGUAUUUCCGUCACUAUGGCGAGAUCCAGUCAGCCAAUGUGAUGGUUGAUCGACAGAACAACCGCCCCCGUGGCUUCGGUUUUGUCAUCUUCAGAAACCCCGACGAUGCUGAGAAGGCCAUUGGUUCCCACAAGAAACUCGGUGUUCAUUGCGAAGCGAAACGUGCACAGCCUCGUCAGUCGAAUCGCGAUCGCGGCUCAGGCUGGGGUGGCAACUGGGGCCCUGGCGGCUAUGGCGGUCGAGGCGGCUAUGGAGGCAGAGACGGAGGCUAUGGAGGAGGCCGAGGUCGUGACUACGGCAACUAUGGCCCUCCUGGUGCAGCAGACCCUGGGGCAGGGUAUGGUAUGGGGGGUCCUGGUGGCAUGUACGGAGCUGGUGGUUACGGUGGCUACGCGAACUACAACCCGUACUACGCUGCGUACUACGCUCAAAUGGCUGCGUACAGCGCCAUGGGAGGCUAUGGCGGCUACGGCGGAGCUGCAGGAGCGCCUGCGUAUGGUGUCGGCUCCGAAGAGGGCGGCUACGGAGGCUCUCCGGCGUCUGGUGGUGCAGAACGAGGCAACCGCAUGGCUAAUCGGUCGACACCUUACUAAAUAGAGAUGAAACUGAAAGGAGAUGAGAACGAGGCUGCAGAGAGAGAGGGAUAUAUCCGCAGAGUGGUGGUGUUAUCGUGCACAUAAGAGGUUGCUGACUGAGUCUGAGACGUCGACAACCGAGUGGACUGAAAGGCAAGAUAGAGGAGGAAAAGAAUGUGGACAGGCAGGAAAUGUCGACUCUGAAGAGGUUGGGGUUGAGAGAAAGAGGCUGCGACACAAAAGUCACUGGCAGCGAAAAAUGCUGCUGCGCCUCAGGCAGUCGCCAGUAAUUGAGAGACAGAACACGUAGGAGGAGAAACACGGAAGAGAAGCUAGUCAAUUGCUGCGACCGAAGUCGAUUUUUUACCUCGUAAGAGUCUACGGAUCGUGGCAAGUGUGUGCUUGUCAAGGAAUGAUGUGUUCGACCGCAGUUACCGCUGUCUGGUGGAAGAGUGGCACUACGCAAAAGACGAGGAACAGGAACGCGGUGCCGUGUUUCUGUGUCAUUUUUAUUUCGCUGCUGGCUACUGAAGAUGGUUUGCAGAAGGUUGUGGCGACGUCGGGUGGUCUUUUUCGUUUCCUUUUCGUUUGUGUCUAGUCUCUGUUUUGUGUGCGCAGGGGGGUGUUUCUAGGAAAGAGGAUGGGGUACACAAAUGCAACGGUAUAUGCGUUCGUGUGUGUACUUGUGUUCACGUAACUGAUGACGGAGCAACGACGAGACACGACUGUGUCGAAAUUUUGUGGUUAAACAGAGAAAUAUAGGCGUUCGUCUUGCGUUGAACAUUCCGCGUCGCAGCUGUGUAAACACAAUCUUACACAUGUGAGUGUGUACAUGUUACUAAAAGAGUGUGCUCUUUUCUGAUGUGUCGGUCUGGCGGAUGUAAAUGUGCGUAUUCACCUGAAGGGAGAGGGAACAGAAGCGACAAGUGAAGCCGUAGCAGAGAGAUCGAGGACAGUUUUCUCAGACGGCCUUUACGAACAGUCUCUCUCUAUGGGGGGUUCGGGAUACGCAACGAAACAACAGAUGAGAUAGGCGGCACAAGCCGAAAACGCCGCAUGAGUUCAGCGUCCAACGAGUGCGAGGGGCGGAAGAGGCAGUCCGGGUUUCGUAGGAGAGAUGUCCAUUUAUGCAAGUGUGGAUGUAUGCGUUUGUACGUAUACGCGUAGAUUCCUGCGUGUAUCUAGAGAUAGUGAACUAGCAUUACGUUCUCAAAGUGUUUGGUUCACUGUGUCUCGUUCAUUUGGACUGUUCAAGGGUGCAAUUUCCGUUACACUGGGUCGAACGCAUGCUAUCUUGCGAAUGCGUUAAUUUUUCUUUUUCCUUUCUGCUACGUUUUCGACGUCGUUCCUGUGUUAAUUUCUCUCGCUAAUCAAUUUUUUUCUGUCUUCGCGGCACGUCCCUCCCUUUCGAAAACCUUGUGUUCCGGCACAAAUCAGUUGUUGCUUAUACCGCCGCCAGUUAGUUUUACUGCUAGUUCCUCAGCACCUGGUUUCCUUCUUACUGAGUGUCCCCAGCGCGUGGAAC